AUGCUGCUAGAACCAGUGUAUAGUCCAAGCAAUGGAACAAAUUCUGGCAAAACGGCAAAACCAGAAUAUUUCUAUACAGAGGUUCAAGAUGAUAGAUUUAAGAAAUUGAAUCCACCACACCAGCCACAAGCCUUUUUUGUAAAUCAGAACCCUUGUGGCCCUUUUCGGAGAGAUAAACCAGCACCCAUAGAAUUAGCCUGUUUUGAUGUCCGGUUUGCUGAAAGUUGGAUUUUCCAAGCCAACCAAUACUUUGAUGCUUAUAAUGUCCAUGAUGAACAUCGUUUGAACCUUGUCUCCUUCUAUCUUGAGGGCAUGGCUAGAGAUUGGUAUCAAUGGAUGUAUAAGAACCAUCAACUGAUUGGCUGGGAACACUUCACCAAAGCUUUGGUAACUCGUUUUGGUUCAAAAUCCAUGGAAGCACUGGAGGGGCUUUUGGGGAAAUUGCAGAUGACUUCGAUUGUUGCUGAGUAUCUUUCUCGAUUUGAGCACCUUGCUAAUCGCACUACUGAUGCUUCUCCAGAGAUGUUGCAGCAUCUUUUUAUUUCUGGGCUACCUACUAAGAUUAAAAGUGAUGUUUUAUCAUUUAGGCCCAAAGAUAUUCACGAGGCUAUUAGUUUGGCCAUGUUGCAGGACCAAAAAUUAUUGGCUCAAUUUAAAACACCAACCCAGCCUACUUCUAUCACUAAAAAUAUUUCUCUCUCUUAUCCAACUUCCCAAUCAUCGCAACAUAAAUCAAUCCCAUCCUUUUCACCCUCUUCUUCCUCCGCUCAGGUAGCUUCACUUCCUGGUAUUGGCAGUGUUCCGUUCGAGAAACUUUCUUCGGGCCAUCGAUGUUCUAUAUCUCCACAACUUUUGCUGCUCGUCACUGACGAGGAUUCAGUGGAGGUACCUCCCCCACCGGAUAUUGAAUCAUCUCCCUUGGAAUCCAAUUUCACCAUCCCUACUGAGGAACUGUCCUUCCUCGCCAUCAGUUCCCAAGCCCUUACAGGCAGUUCUCAUCCUACUGCUCUCCAUUUUACAUGUCAUAUUAAAGGCCUGCUGGCUCAAAUUCUACUUAAUGGGGCUAGCACUGAUAACUUUAUACAUCCUCGUGUUGCUAAGGCUCUCAAACUUACUGUCGAGUCCUCACCUGAAUUCUCUAUUGUUGUGGGUAAUGAUGUGGUAUUGGGUGUGGCGUGGCUCGCAACUCUUGGUCGGACUAUUUCAGAUUGUUCCAAACUCCUAUUUGAGUUCAAGAGUAAUAGAAAACGUAUGAGUUGGUUCGGAGAUCCUCCAACCUCACUAGAGCAGGUUCAACCUUCAUCUCUUCGUCGCUUCACUGUGACGGACUCCAUUUCUUAUAUGUACCGACUUGAGCUACUCUCUCCGAACACAUAUAUUGAAAAAGACCAUCCUCUUGAUCUUCAAGUCAUAUUAUCCUCCUAUAAUGAGGUAUUUUUGGCCCCAAAUUCCCUGCCACCAUUGAGACCGCAAGAUCAUCGCAUCCCGCUGCUUCCUGUCUCUUCUUCGAUUAAUGUGCGGCCCUACAGGUAUCCCCAUUUUCAGAAGGGUGAGAUUAAACGCAUGAUCUCCAAGAUGCUUCACUCAGGUGUGAUUCAAUACAGCUUUAGCCCUUAUUCCUCACCCGUCCUUUUGGUAAGAAAAAAAGAUGGCACAUGGCGCUUUUGCAUCGACUAUAGGGCAUUGAACUCCAUCACGGUUAAAGAUUGUUUUCCCAUUCCCACAGUUGAUGAAUUAUUUGAUGAACUCUAUAAUGCCCGUUUCUUUUCCAAGUUGGACUUAUUAGCUGGAUACCAUCAAAUUUGUGUCCAUCAGGAUGAUAUAGAAAAGACAACCUUCCGAACUCAUGAUGGUCAUUUUGAGUUCCUUGUCAUGCCCUUCGGCCUCUCAAAUGCCCUAUCCACCUUUCAAGCUACAAUAAACUCCAUAUUCAAUCCCUUCCUUCGCCGCGCAUCCACAACAUUUUUUAACCUCAAACGAGCCCUUGGUUCUGUUCCAGUUCUUGCAUUGCCAGAUUUCUCAAAAGUGUUCUCUAUGGAAACUGAUGCCUCUGGUACUGGAAUUGGAGCAGUGUUAUCUCAAGAAGGGCACCCCAUUGCUUUUUUCAGUCAAAAAUUAUCUCCCAGGAUGCAAGCAGCUUCCACUUACACGAGGGAAAUGUUUGCUAUUACCCAAGCUGUCCAAAAGUGGCGUCAAUACCUUUUGGGUCGCAAAUUCAUCAUCAUCACAGACCAACAACCGCUGAAAUCUCUUACGAGUCAAGUGAUUCAAACACCAGAACAACAACAAUGGCUAUGCAAGUUAAUUGGUUAUGACUUUGAGAUUGUCUAUCGGCUGGGGAAAUUGAAUUCAGCUGCUGAUGCCUUAUCGAGGAAACCAGCCUUGAUGGCGCUAUCACAGAAAAAGCUUUGGUUGACAAACUCAAGCAUUUGA
Molecule: messenger RNA, 2433 nt
Organism: Capsicum annuum
Lineage: Eukaryota; Viridiplantae; Streptophyta; Magnoliopsida; Solanales; Solanaceae
Exons: 5
Coding region: 1-2433 (810 amino acids)
Source: RefSeq, a predicted model, not a curated record